UCGUUAUCGUUACUAUGACAACUGAUACAACUCUCAAGACUGUUUUGUUUCUAUUCAUAUGUUACUUUUAAAUUCAAAUUCGCUUGGAAUGCAGUAUGUUUUAAUGAUAAAUUUAUCUUUCCCUCGAAUGUUCUGUUAUUGAGCAAAAAUACUAAAUUGGGAAAUAUGGUAAAAUAUUUUACAAGUUACAAAAUGCUGAAGAUUUAGCAUUAUCUGAACUCCACAGUGAAAUGAUAGGUAGCUACUUAAAGUUUGCUAAGUUUAGGAGAAGUAAGCAUUUGCGAACCAUUGAGCAGACCUUUGAUGAUAUGAAAUUAUCAAGAUUAUUGGAAGAUACAUAUUCUGUUGAUGAAGUACGUGACUUAUUAGAUGAACUGUGUGCAUUAUUGAAAGGUGAUCUUGAACUAGAAUUAAUCAACACUGCACACACUGCUGCUUUGCUUUUAUGUCAGAUGUGUUGUCAAGCUCAGCAAUGGCACUUAAAGCUCAGUGCUGAUAUAUCAGAAUUAGAAAACAGGGAUCUUCUAGAGAAGGUGAAUAAAUUUGAAGAGAGAUUGAAUAGUAGCUCUCUUGAAAAAGGGUUGAAUGGUUCUCCUUUAAGAGUCAAUAAGUUACAACCUUUGGGAGAAAAUGCAGGAGCUUCUCAAUUGCUUCAACUUGAAAUUGAUCGACUCAAUGAAGAAAACAGAAGGCUGUCUGAGAAACUGAAGAGUGUAGAAAAGCAGACUGUUGAUAUAUUAGAGAGUAAAGCUGCUUUGACUGCAAAUCUUGUAGAAGUACAACAAGAACUAAAGGAAAUGAAAGAAGGAAAGGCAGAAAAUGUUGAGAAAGAUUUAAAACACUUGGAAGAUGAAAUGAAUCAAGUGAAAAAGGAACUAGAAACAACAAUGUGUGCAAGUGCCUAUACACAACAAAAUCUUGAAUGUGAUUUACUGGAAACAAAACAAAGAUUUUUAGAAGUGCAAUCACAACUUCAACUAGCUGAAAAGGAACUGGAAGUGAAACUGAGCCAAACUGGAGCAUUCAAGAAUAUGAAAAAAAUGCUAGCUACUAAAAAUGAACAGAUAAAAACUUUGCGACAGAAACUUAAUAACUAUGAAAAUACCACAGAUGAAGAUUAAGAGAGAAAUAGCACUGUUCUUCAGUGAUAACAAGCACAGAUAAUUUAAGAAUUUAGAAAACAAUCUAGUCAUCAAACUUUAUGUUUAUCGACAUGUUAGUUAAUGUAUAUCUAAUUAUUUAUUUUUAUAAAUUUUGCUUCUCAAAUGUACACACUGAUAUACAUGCUUAAAUGUAUAAAAGAAAUCUAUUUAUCUAAAAAUAAAUAUAAUUAAGCACA
Parasteatoda tepidariorum (common house spider) is the source of this 1339-nucleotide messenger RNA. Its product is annotated as leucine zipper transcription factor-like protein 1. Lineage: Eukaryota; Metazoa; Arthropoda; Arachnida; Araneae; Theridiidae. Gene Ontology annotation, biological process: negative regulation of protein localization to cilium. The record is from RefSeq and is a predicted model, not a curated record. Gene Ontology annotation, cellular component: cytoplasm.